Molecule: messenger RNA, 1740 nt
Organism: Acaulospora colombiana
Lineage: Eukaryota; Fungi; Glomeromycota; Glomeromycetes; Diversisporales; Acaulosporaceae
Source: the annotation of a GenBank genome assembly
AUGGACUCCCUUGUGUUUGAUGUUUUUAUUGCGGCGGACAAUGAGAAUGAUGAUUCGGUGAAAGUAGAUUUGAUCAAUGCACUCGUCAGCUGGUUCAGAUUUCGCAUAAUCGUGUUGCAGAGUAGAACGGCACGCACGGGCUGUUUACUUUUACCGCUAUCGCCAUUACUCCAUUCAUUUAUCAUGAGUAAUGAAGUUAGACCCACUUUCCCCGUUUACAUUGACCCCGUCAGAAAAAUUCCAAUACCUCACUAUUUCCACCCUAAAGAUUACAAUAAUAAUCGUCUCCUCUACCCCAAGAAUGAAGUUAACACGUCGAGCCACCUGGCAAGGGGGAAAAAAGCAAAAUGGAACGAUACGGACACAGGAAUCUUUCUCGAUUAUCUGGAAGUGAAUUGUGAUCAGUGGUUGUUUUACAAAGUCGGGUUCUACAAUUUCCUCCAUCAAACCAGUCUCAAGAAUAAAACCCCUAGUCAGAUGCAAAGGCAGAUAUUCACCCUCCUUAGGAAGUAUCGAAGAUGCAAAGCCGGUGGAAAAGAAGGGUUCGAGUGGUACGAGAGGAUGCACAAGAUUUUCAAAGAUCGCAAAGAGCCUCAAUUUCAAGAGAUCACUUCCGACACGGAAGAUGAUCAACCAAAACGCAAGGAAAAGAGGCGUAGGGAAGAAGAAUCCGAUGUUGAUUCAUCGCAGAGCGACGAGGAAUCCACACAAAAGAACAAAAAAAUUUCUAGUACCAUGAGAUGGUCCUGCGAAGAAAUGUGCGUCUUGUUGGAUUUCAUCAUUGAGAACAUCGAUGCGUUCGUUGAAAACUACAAUUUAUUCUGGUCGUGGAUGUCUCACAAUGUGCUUCUGGGGAGAACACCUGCACAGAUAAGAAGGAGGUACUUCAUUCUCAGUCCAACAUGCAAGUAUGGAAUGAAUUUGGAGAAGACGAAGGUGUCCGACGAUCUGGUUGCAAAACGAGAUCGUUGUUUCGACUUACUGAGAGAAAAGAAUAUCAGGAAGGAUAAGAAGAAAGGAAAGAACAAAUGCCUGAAACCCGUUACAUUCAAGUUCCCGAAAGAGCACGAGGGGUACAUGCCAUCGGACAAAAAAAUUCAAGAAUUGAUUGAGAUGGAUGCAACCAAUACAAAAGCAGUCAAACCUCGGUACGUUGACGUUCGCCAAAAUAUUUCCGAUAUCCUGCACGCGAAUCACCUGUUGAAAUAUAGUCUUGGCGAGGAUGCUCAAUUGUUGAGAAAAUGUCUUGGAAAUUCAGGCAAAACACGUUGGCCGGAAAGACUGCGAGACAUUGAAAUCGAAUGGGCGGGCGAUCUUAAUGAAGAAGAGCUUGAUGUGAUCGAUAGCAAUGGGUCAAAUGUCACAUCUGCAUUAUAUUCCGAGGAUGAAGACUGCGAAUCUCAACGAACAAUCGAAGGUGAUCACCAACCGUCGUUAAUAACCAAUUCUAAGGAGAAAAGUGAGGCCAUGAUGAAUCACGAGAUUGGAUUGAUUGUGAAUGUGGUGAACGAGCGAGGAUUGGAAGAUGGGAGCAAUGAGAACAUUAUAGGCGAAGAGCAGAAACAUCGAAUAGCCGAUUCGAUCAAGUCUUCUCUAAGGCAGACAUUAGAUGCGGUCGGACUUUUGCGUCCCCCAAAUGCCGAAAUGGGUACCGGCGAUUUUUCAAAUUCGGACGCUGGGGUAAUCAAGUGGGAUACUAUUUUGCGUGCAGCAUCCUUGGCGAGAUUGCCGCCCGGGUAA